Molecule: messenger RNA, 2118 nt
Organism: Aureobasidium vineae
Lineage: Eukaryota; Fungi; Ascomycota; Dothideomycetes; Dothideales; Saccotheciaceae
Source: the annotation of a GenBank genome assembly
AUGGGUCUUGAGGAUUUCGAAAAGGAGCUAGCAGCCAACAAGACCAAAGAGUCUGAUAGCAAGCGACACAGCAGUAAAGACGACGAGCGACGACGUCACAAACACCACCACCGCUCGUCGCGCCAUGACGACUCGGACUCCAGGCACAAGCGCCGCCAUCACCGCGAGAGAGACGAUGAAGAAGACACCCGAGAGCGGCACUCUAAGCGAAGGCGCAGUCGCUCGCCCCGACCAACUCAGUCUCGGGAACCUGUUGUCGAAGACGACAAUGACUGGGUAGAGAAGGAGGCCAUGACUGCACCACCAACAGACGACAUCCUCGACGAGCAACUGGAAGCUGCAGCAAAUAAGAACCUCAAGCGCGACACGUGGAUGGAUGCCCCUUCAUCACUCAACGUUGACUACGUCCAGCGACAGCGACCCAAGUCCCCACCCUCACAGUUCGUCUCAGCAAAAGAUCAACUGGAUCGUAAGAUACAUCGCCAGGACCUAGAACAACUUGCAAGGGACUUGGAGGAAGAUGAUGAGGAGGUACAGGAACAACCACUCGUUGAUGAUAAACCUAUCCAUCACGACGUAACCUACACUUUCGGUGACCAAGGUUCUCAAUGGCGUAUGACCAAGCUGAAUGCUGUCUAUCGUCAAGCCAAAGAGUCGGGCCGAUCUGAAGAUGAAGUCGCUUUGGAACGGUUUGGCUCCUUGAGAGACUUUGAUGAUGCCCGUGAAGAAGAACGUGAGUUGGACCGCCGCCAAAUGUACGGAAACGACUAUGUCGGCCUCGAAAAGCCAAGCGGUGAGUUGUAUGCUGAGCGGAAACAAAAGGCUGCCUUGCGCCGCCCAUCACCUGAGCCUGCUGCCAAUCUUCCCGUGCUGCAACAUGCCAACCCCAAUCAGGGCCAAGUCAUGGACGAGGCUCCUCCACCAGCAACCACUGUAGCUCUGGAUCAGACCGCUCUGAACAAACUCAAAGCUCAGUUGAUGAAGGCAAAGUUGCGCAACGCUCCCAACGCUGCUGCUCUGGAAGCCGAGUAUGAAGCUGCUACCGCUUCAGCUGCCAACAACAAGCAGUCAGACGUAGUCGUAUUGAGCGCAGUCGAAAACCGUAUGCUCGCUGGGGGUCGUGGAUCUGAGGUAAAGCACAUUGAGAACAAGCGCGGUCGUGAACGAGGCCAUGUUGAGGAGAACGAAGACAUGAGCAUCGAAGACAUGGUCCGUCAAGAAAGGCGCACUCGUGGUAUGGCUGGCAGCGAGGGUAAAGCCUUUGCAGAGCGCAUUGCGAAAGAUGCAAAGUUUACUGAUGACCUUGAUUACAUGGAUGAGAACGCCAGCAAGCUUGCUAAACGAGUUGGCAAGUCUGAAAUCAACCUGCGCAAUACGGCUAUCGGAGACUUCCAGAAGAUGCAGAAAAUCCUCGACUCAUGUCCCUUGUGUCAUCAUGAAGACACGAAUACACCUCCAGCUGCACCUAUACUGUCCCUGGCCACCAGAGUCUACAUGACUUUGCAAACAGAACCUGAGCUCGCGACAGGUGGAGCUGUCAUUGUCCCCAUCCAACACCGUCUUAAUCUGCUGGAAUGCGACGAUGAUGAAUGGGAAGAGAUACGCAACUUCAUGAAGAGCCUGACCCGCAUGUACUACGAGCGUGAGAAAGGUGUCAUCUUCUACGAGAACGCAGCCCACAUGCAUAGUCGACGUGGCCACGCAGCACUCUUUGCCGUACCCGUGCCUCUUCACCUCGCUGACAACGCGCCUGCGUUCUUCAAGGAGGCGAUCUUGAGUGCCGACGAAGAAUGGAGUCAACACAAGAAACUCAUCGACACCCUUGCAAACUCGCAACGUGCAGGAUAUGGCAAGCAAGCAUUCAGGAAGAGUCUGGUCAAGGAGAUGCCCUACUUCCACGUCUGGUUCAACUUGGAUGGAGGGUUAGGCCAUGUGAUCGAAGACGAGCGCAGAUGGCCCAAGGGUGAUUUUUUUGCAAGAGAGGUCAUUGGGGGAAUGCUGCGAAAGGGGCCGGAGAUUAUCAAGAAGCAGGGUAGAUGGAUCAGACAAGAUCCCAGAGUCGAAAGCUUCAGGAAACGCUGGGAGAAGUUCGAUUGGACAAGCGUGCUGAUGGGCUGA